AUGCACCAGCAAGGAACUCUAGCUAAGCUGAGUUGGAAAAUCCUAAAUAAUCCAACAAGUCUUCUAGCAAGAGUUCUACUGGGUAAAUACUGUAAGGAUCAGCCUAUCCUAGACGUACCUCUAUCAUCGUCGGCUUCUCACGGAUGGAGAGGAGUCCUUAUCGGCAGAGAUCUGCUUGUUGAACAGCUGGGAAAGUCUAUUGGGAACGGCCAAAACACCUUAGUUUGGAAUGACUCGUGGUUAUCUCUCACCUCCCCCCCUCAAACCGAUAGGCCCACCAAACCUGCAGGACCAAAAGCUUUUGGUAUCAGACCUUCUAGAAGCAUGCCCCCAAGGUGGAAUAAAGGUAAAGUGGAAGAAUUGCUACCUCAGUACGCAGCAGACAUCCUCUGUAUGCGACCAAGUACUAAAGGAGCACAAGAUAGCUUUGUGUGGCUCCCCUCCAAAACCGGUGAGUAUACGGCCAAAACGGGUUACCAUGUAGCUAGAGCCAGGGAGUUUCAACCGGAAGAUCACAACCACCCACAGCUAAACUGGAUCAAAGAUGUUUGGUCAGGCAAGUUCUCAUCCAAGCUUAAAGUGUUCAUCUGGAAAAUAAUUCAAAUGGCGUUACCUCUAGGCGAGAAUCUAUUGAGUCGAGGCCUAUGGGAUAACGCCUGCUGCACCCACUGUGGGGAUUUAGAGACUGCUGAACACCUCUUCUUCCUCUGCCCUUUUGCUCGGAAAACUUGGGACCUAGCUCCCACCACCGUAGCACUAGAAAUCUCAACCACCCUGGACUUCACAAGCAUCUUUAUCCAGUCAAAAGUCCAAUUCUGUCUGCCACCAACUGGAAUCAACGCCGGACCUCUCUUCCCGUGGGUCUGUUGGGCUAUCUUGUCUACUCGGAACCACAAAAUCUUUGAAGAUAGGAGUUUCUCCCCAGAAGAGACGAUUCUCAAGGCCAUAACGGAUGCAAAAGAAUGGCAAUUUGCCCAAACUCUAGAGAACCCUGGAAAAGGUAAAGGAAAGACGUUUAAACCGUAUGAAAUGUCGAGGGAACAGAUAGUUGUCUUCACAGACGGAGCUUGGAACCCGGAAUCUAAAAUCGCGGGAGCAUGA
Molecule: messenger RNA, 1101 nt
Organism: Microthlaspi erraticum
Lineage: Eukaryota; Viridiplantae; Streptophyta; Magnoliopsida; Brassicales; Brassicaceae
Source: the annotation of a GenBank genome assembly